CGGUAAAAAUCAAUGAUUUUCGGUCAACAUCGACACCUAGCGGUUUCACGAAAAUCGAUCAGUUUUGUGAGUACUCCUUCAGUGGUCUUGUUGACGGAUUAUACCCUGAUGAUAUGAUCAAACACCUACUCCCGUCGUCCCAAAAAGACCAACCUAGGAGAGGAUUUGACUCCUCCUAGUACAACGAAUCCGGAUAACCCAUAUCCAGAUUCAUUGUCCUAAGAGAGAUCAUAUCCCCACCUCUCCUAGGCUGGGGGUUUUUUUAGGACGGAGGGAGUAUACGGCUUGUUUGGAGGACGUAAUCAGUUGAUAAGUACUCAAAUGAAGCUGUCAAGAUAGCAAGGAAGAUAAUAAGGAUUUAGGUUCGACCCUCCGAUGAUAGGUAAUAGUCCUACUCCUGUUAAUCGGAGGUUGGUGUUGGCAUCAUAUAUAUCAAUCUCUCAUGAGUACAAUGGAAAGGAAAAACUAAUCUAGUCUGUCGGGAUAUCGGCGUAAAGCUCAAGCAGUGAUUGAUCGCUAGCUGUUGUCAGCUUCCUCUAGAAGUAAGAAGACGAGAUUGGAGCUAUGGUGGACAUGGUAUAUGAGGUCGAAAGAUUCGGCCGUAUCGUCUCCAAAUCCUGCAAAGAUCUUUGGAGAUCCAGCACCCAAGAUAUCACGUACCAUGCAGGAUCCGGAGGAGGAGGACGACGAUCAGCAGCAGCAGCAUCCGGCGGCCAGGAGGUGCGCCGCGUGUCGGUACCUGCGGCGGAGAUGCGCCGACGACUGCGUGCUCGCGCCCUUCUUCCCGGCCUCCCGCCCACACCGCUACGCCUGCGUGCACAGGGUCUUCGGCGCCAGCAACGUCGCGAGGCUGCUCCAGGUUCACUAGCCACCACUGUGCUAUUGCCAUCUGCUACUUGCUCACUUAAUUAAUUACCUGAUGAAAAUUAGUGCUACUACUUGUAGUAAAUUUUCCAGAGUGUAAGUGCAUUACAUUAGUUACGCUUACGCAUUUUGUAGUGAAGGGCCAGCGUGCAUUUCUCUACUAAAGAAACGCUUUCUUAAACGGUCAAAAUCUGUUUUCGCAAGCAGGAUGACAUUCCUAUAUGAAGGCUAGAGAGUGCUCGUCUGCAAAAAUCAUUUCUGUAUUAGUGUAUGUUCUGUGAGGGUUUUUUUUUUCUUUUUUUUAAAAAAAAUAGAAAUGUGCAUAGGCUGGAUUAAUCUUCGCUAUCAAGAAAAUAUGUUGCAUCUGUAGUUAGGCUGCGUUCGUUUGGAGAACAUAGGGAGAUUGUUUGUUUCGUUUACCGCGUGCACGCUUCCCAAACUACCAAACGGUGUGUUUUUUGUAAAAUUUUCUAUAUGAAAGUUGCUUUAAAAAAUCAUAUUAAUCCAUUUUAAAGUUUAAAAUAGUUAAUACUCAAUUAAUCAUGCACUAAUGGCUCACCUCGUUUUGCGUAUCUUCCCAAUUUUCUCAAUCCCCUCUCCCUCAAACACAGCCUUAAUCUUAUUUCGGAAUAGAUAGUUGUCGUGAUGAAAGUGGGUAACGUCUGAUCCAUAUCGGAUAGUCACUAACAUAUGAACUCAUACUCACAUGUCACUAGCUUGCUGUGACUAUAUGGAUAUGCAGUAACCUAAAGGGAUUCAUGUUAUGUUUACCCAUAACAUAUUUUCAAGCAUAUUAACUAACUUUUUAUUGAUGACUGAUUUAUCUUCGUGAACUUUUUUUUUGUACGUACUAGAGCUUGCCGAUGGCGGAGAGGGGCAACGCGGCGAACACGAUGGCGAUGGAGGCGUACUGGAGGGUGCAGGACCCGGUGUACGGCUGCACCGGGAUCAUCAACCGCCUGCAGGAGGAGAUCCGAGCCGUCCAGUGCGAGCUGGCCAGGACGCAGGCUCACCUCGCCAUCGCCGUCGCUUCCUCCCAGCAACCUCCACCUCCACCUCCUCCGCCACCAUUGCCGUCGCCGCCGCCGCCGCCGCCGCCGCAGCAGCAGGAGGAGCAGUCGCCGCCGCCGUUGCUGGAUCCGGCCGACGAGUUCCUCAACCUCGAUGGACUUUGA
Oryza sativa Japonica Group (Japanese rice) is the source of this 2039-nucleotide messenger RNA. Lineage: Eukaryota; Viridiplantae; Streptophyta; Magnoliopsida; Poales; Poaceae. The record is from RefSeq and is a predicted model, not a curated record.